Molecule: messenger RNA, 4198 nt
Organism: Podarcis muralis (Common wall lizard)
Lineage: Eukaryota; Metazoa; Chordata; Lepidosauria; Squamata; Lacertidae
Source: RefSeq, a predicted model, not a curated record
CACAACCUCCGCCCCUCUCAUUAUCACCACGGUUAUAACGGCUGUUCUCACAAGCGUGUCAAGGACUUGCAAAAGCGAAGUGGCUUCAAGUCACGGAAUUCGGAUUUAAGAUCCGGGUUGGUCCAAAUAAAGAGGCAGCGGCGUUCUGUUCCUUUCUGAAUCGUGUCACGGUCGAGUAGUUUGCCGCUUUUGGGGGGUAAACUGGGAGUGCGUGCAUUUUCUUAUGUUCUCAGGAUGGCUGGCAGUCAGGAGAGCAAUGCAUCCCUCUUCAGUGAUCAGACCCCAUCCCAGGAAUGUUCUCAAGCAAAAAGAUCCCAGAAUUAUGAAGAGGAGACAUUUUAUAAGAACUGCAGAGCAGCCUAUUUAGCUGUCUUCAAAAGCAGCUUAGAAAACAUUAAAUCAAAAGAACAACUGUGUUUGGUACUUCAGCAAGCUGGAAGAAAUCCAUCUCAGAAGACAGUUAAUAAAUACUGGACGCUGCAAACCACCACACUGAAUUUUGAUGAUUUUUGCUUCAUCUUAAAACAAGAAGAACCUGUUAGGAAAACAGAGCUGCUCAAAGCAUUUGCAAAAAUAGAUGUAAAUAAUGAGGGCUGUAUUUUACAUAGUGAGCUGCAUAAACUUCUUACAACUAGAGGUGAAAAAAUGACCCCAGAUGAAGUUAAUGCAAUCACUGAAUUGGUGGAAGUGAACAGUGAUGGAAAGUUUGAUUAUUACAAGUUUUGUAAAUUGUAUAUGACAACCAAUGAGCAAUGUCUGAAGCACGCACUAGAGAAACUGGAGGUUGACAGUAAACUGAAGCGUCAGCAGUUUGGAAGUCAACUUGAGACUUCAUCAGAACUGGCUACAUCACUAAUAUCAAAAACAAUACCAAAAACUGCAAGGAAAACAGAAUCCAAACCAAUGCUAAAAAGAGGUCACUGCAAGACUUCUUCACAAUGUUCCUCAGCUCCAAGUUGCAAAGCAUCUGUGUCUUCCACUAUCAGUAUGGGUGCCAGCAGCAACAAACAUUCGAAGCUCAUUGAGGCAAAUGCUGCAAAGGAAUGGCAACAUGCACAGUCCAAAGGAUGCUUCUUCUUAGAGGAAAAUGGAGAGAUAAUUAGUCAUAAAUAUAAGUUGUUUUUAUCUCAGAGAUCUACAGUAUGCAUUACCAUUAAUCCUGUGAACCUUCGCCAAAUGGAAGGAAAACCCUCUCCUUGGUUAGUGGUGGACACAGCUUUGUAUAUACUCAAAGAAAAUGAAACUGAAGAAAACAUACAGCUUGUCGGCUUCACUGAGCUACGGAAUAAAGAGGUUUUUGGUUGGAGAGGGGAACUUGAAGGUGGUGUCUAUUGGGUAAUUCCUUUCACCACAGGCUGUAGAUUCAGAAAAUCAAAAAAGCAAAUUAGAAGAGAAGCCAAACUUGUACAUGGAGAUGGAGAAUUCACAGCUACCAAAGAGUUCCGAGCAGCCUUAUCAGAAAUAUUUGAAAUGAUUGAUUUGGAUGGGAAUGGCUUUCUCAGCCUGGAAGAGAACAACUUCUUUGAAAUGAGAACUAGUGGAGAAAAGUGUGAUGAAGAAGCUUGGGCCAUAUGCAAAGAGAAUUUUGAUAUGAAGAACAAUGAACUCACAAGACAGGGAUUUAUGGAUCUGAAUCUCAUGGAAGCCAGUCAACAAGGCAGGGAUCUUAGCAGCCUCUGGAUGACUUUGCAGUCAAUGGGCUACAACAAAGCAUUGGAACUGACUGAGGCAUGCCCCUUUUCCAUUCGCGUCUAUGCAGAAAAAUGCAAACCCAGGAUUCAACCUGUUUGUCUGGAAGCAGGUGGUGAGCAACUUAAGACAGCCAUUUGUAUGAGCGUGGCUAAUAAAGGAGACGCUAAGCCGAUGGAUGCCAGUGAAAAUAUAGUUAUUUACACUUAUAAAAGUGAUACACGGAUCACAUCUGUUAUUGGAAACAAGUCUGAAAGCAAAACAGUAAUUCACCUCAACAAUGAGCAAAGUAGAAACUGUGUCAGUAAUAGAGGGCUCAACACUUUUGCCGUUGAAGUGGCAUCCAACUCCAUGAUGGUCUGUCAGCAUGUGAUGCCACAGAAUGAGCAAGAAGAAUGGAUAUACAGCUGUGUUUAUUCUAUCUUGCCUUAAGCUAUCAUAGGUAGGAAAUGGCAUUCUCUUGGUCCUUGUAGAAAAGAUUCAAUCUUGCACUACACGUUGAUACACACGGAUGGCUUGAUUUAUCUCAUCAUUUUUAAAACCAAGAAUCUGUUCCUCAUUUUGGAUUAUUGUGGUUAUCUUUUCAAGAAUCUAUCACAAAUCUUCAGCCUUUGCCUUUCUGUACAGUUUCAUACAUAAGCAGGGGACUUAACAGAGGUGGUCUGAUCCAAAAAACACGUUCUAAUAUUCCUAGACAUUUCUGUGCAUAAAGACAAACAUCAGAGUGCAAUAUGAAGAUGAUGCCUCACAUCAAAGUUUCUUUGCUCCACUUUCAAAACUGCAGCUUUCUGUGAUUGCAAAGCUGGCUGUGGCCUUUUAUCUGGGAUUUGGGUCUGAAAUCAUCAAUCAUGCAUUCAUAAUCUUAAACCUGUACUAUUGCUGCAUGUUUGUGUACAACUGGUCAUGAAGACUCUGCAAAAACUGCACCUGUUCUAUAAUGAGCAGGUCCACCUCAUUCUCAGCCUUGUGAAUAAUACAAUCAGUGCACUGUCUGUAGCACCCAUUGUCUGUGCUAUCCUUCCUGCAGGUGAUGGACUUGACCUACAGAGUCCUUGAUAGCUAAAAUCCAUGAUAUUUUAAAUAUUAACCCAUCAUAUCACAAUGUCUAAGAUAUACCAAGAGGGUCCAGUUGAUUAUGGCAAGCAUGUGAGGAGUACAUAGAAUGAAUUUACAGAGCAAUAUUUGCAAUGGCUCAUCCACAAAAAUUAACUUAAAUUUUUGAAGAGUAGCCAAAACCUGAGUUUGCCAUCUUUUGGGAGCAAUGUGAAAACAUUUUAUUUAUUCUGGCUUUGGGUGGUGAGAUUUAAUACAACAAUAAGCAAUAUUUAGCAUGACUAUUUUUAUGACAGUCUUAAUAUGUGGAACACACACACACACACACACACACACACACAUACAUGCAUACACACAUAUGAAGUUGCAUUUUCCAAGCUCUAUUCCUUGCUCUAAAUUGGAUUGGGAGGUGGAGGGUUAAGACCAAGUAAAGAAACUGAGUUUAACCCAGUUGGGGUAUGAGAAUUGUAAACUGGCAUGAGCUCUCUCACCUGAGCUGUAAUAAACCAGGCUGUGUGUACUUUUAUCAGUUCCUCCCCUCCAUUCUAAAGAGUAUAUCCAUUCAGGGUGGGACCAGACUGUUGGUGCUUAAACUAAAAAAGUAGCAAAGCGGCUUUUGAACUGAUUGGGGAAAGCCAACAGGAGCUGAGAAGUAUAGGCUCAGGAUAAAACAUCCCUAGGAGAUGUGGGUGAAAAUGUUUGAUUAUCCAAAUGGGAGAAGAUGAUACCAAAUUCCAUAAGGUGAAACGCAUGUGCCAGAGACAUUUGGAAAAAGAGAGCUGGCAUAGGUGUUUAUAUGUGCAUGCUAGAGAUUGGCUAGAAUAAAGAUGGAUGGAGUGCUUGGUUUUAAAGGAGAGCAUGGACACAGAGAGCACAAUGGAAAUGUGGUAGGCAUGGUAUGAGAUACGAACACUAUACAGUGGAUAGGGAAGGGCACACUGGAGGUGGUGUUGCUCUGUACCUCAGUGAUUUUGAGGCAAGCAAACUAGAAAUCCCCAUAGGGCAGACUCCUUCAUGGAAUUCCUGUGGGUGGCAAUACUGGGCCCAAGAGUAAUAUAGUAAUGCAGGAAUGCAAACUUUGCCAAACACACACAGGAAGCUGAUGGAAGUCCUUGGUGAGCGGGAGUGGGAGGGAUGGGGAGGAAAAAAGGUGGGGAUAAUGUAAUUGACUAUUUGGACUGAUAGUUUGUUAUGUUGAAAUUGUUUAAUAAAAAUAUAUUUUUUAAAAAAGAUCAACAAUAAAUAAUAUUGAAUACAUUAAAGGAGGAAAGCAGCUAGAGAGGCGGUUCAACUGUUGGAUGACAAAGGAGUCAAAGAUGUGCUAAAGGAGGAAAAGGAGAUUGCAUAGAUGCAAAGAAUUCAAUCUUCACUGCAAACGAUGUAAAAGAUCCCUGUGCUUUAGCUAACUUUCUAAGGAAUGGAAUCUUGGGAACUGAAAUAAACAGUGGUGACAAGA